Molecule: messenger RNA, 914 nt
Organism: Zophobas morio
Lineage: Eukaryota; Metazoa; Arthropoda; Insecta; Coleoptera; Tenebrionidae
Exons: 3
Coding region: 28-684 (218 amino acids)
Source: RefSeq, a predicted model, not a curated record
GUAUACCAUUUGGACUAAUACCACAGGAUGAAGUUCAUUAUUAUCUUAACAAUAGUCGGCUUGGCUUUAGCCGAUGAAGUUCAAGAUGAGAAGAAGCUUUCCAAACGUGGUCUAGAACUAGGUGGUUACGAAGAAAUAGGUGGUUACGGUGGUUUUGAUCACGGUGGUUAUGGUCACGGUGGUAUAGAAUUUCUUGGAGGUCAUGGACUGGACCUUGGUCAUCACCACGAGCACGUCAAAACCAUCACCCUUACCAAAAAAGUGCCAUAUCCAGUACCCCACCCAGUGCCUUAUCCUGUCGUCAAACACGUUCCAUACCCUGUGAAGGUGCCAGUUAAAGUUCCCGUUGACAGGCCUUACCCUGUUCCAGUGCCAAAGCCAUACCCAGUGGUAGUCAAAAAACCAUACCCUGUACCUGUUGCCAAGCCAUAUCCUGUACAUAUUAAGGUCCCUGUCAAGGUUCCAGUACCAGUACCUGUGAAAGUACCUGUCCCCAAACCUUACCCUGUUCAUGUGCCUAAACCCUACCCAGUUAAAGUACCAUACCCUGUAGUCGUAGAAAAGAAAAUCCCAAUCAUUGCCAAAGAAGUUCACCAUGGUUAUGGGGGUUAUUUCGGAGGUUAUGAAGGACACAUUGAAUCUUUCGGCGAAGGAAUUGAGUUAUCUCAUGAUCUGAAGCUUUAAAUAUUACGUCUUGGUCUCUGAGACGCUCAAUAUUCCAUGGUGGUUACAUGUGAUAUUAUUUAAUGUUUGCGUUUUUUAUAAAUAUUAUUGUUAUUAUAUUUUUUCUACCUGAUAAAUAAAAUGUUUUAAAAUUUACCGUCACUAUUGUCAAAAUUUAUUUCUGGUUACCGACUGGAAUUACAAAUCAGAGAUCACGACAUCUUAAAAUAUUUUUAAAGCGAAUGGUCUAA